AUGAGCACACUUAAGCAGGCACAGGCCUCGCGCCAAGAUCAACUUGUACGGUAUGCAACGCAGGAGCUGGGCGACCUGAGCGCGGGCCGCGUCUCGUCCGAGCGCUGGCUGGAGUCCAUCAACCGGCACCUUCCGGAGGAGGCGCAGAUGGGCGCGCUCAACGAGCUGUACAUCAUCGGCACCGCCUACCUGGGGGUCGCCGGUCGCUUCCUGGGCAAGUACGCGCGCGAACUCGACCGGCUGCGGCUCUUCGUCGGCUGGCACGUGACCCGCUCGCUGCUGCCGCUGGCCUCGUACGAGCUCGCCAAGGCCCUGCUGGCCGAGACGAGCGAGGCCCAGAUGGCCGUCGCCUACCUGGAGUCGUGCAUCGGCCGCGUGUCCGAGAUGGCGCCCUUCGCGCUGGCGCACUUCUUCUUCGCCAAGUUCCUGCCCGCGGGCGCGCUCAAGACGGCCGACCACAUGGUGAACGCGAUCCGCGACUCGUCGCUGCUCGCGUUCCGCAACCUGUCCUGGAUGGAGGACGCGACUCGGCGCGAGGCCGUCAACAAGCUCUCCUCGCUGCACGAGAUCGUCGCGUUCCCCAAGGAGCUGUCGUCGGCCGAGGCCAUUGACGCCCACUACUCCUAUCUGCCAAAGCUCAGGCGCCCGUUCCUGCGCGCCUACACCGAGUCCCUGCGCGCCGCCCUGGCGCAGUCCAAGCCGCUGCUGCGCGGCGGGCGCGGCAACCGGUCCAUCAACCGCGAGCUGUACCUGCACGCGCAGCCGAUACCGGUGAACGCGUUCUACAUGUUCGUCUACCACGUGAUGUUCAUCAUGCCGUCCAUCCAGUUCCCGCCCUACUUCGCGCGCUCCCUGCCGGCCGCCGCGCGCUUCGGGGGCCUCGGUCACGUGGUCGGUCACGAGAUCACGCACGUGUUCGACCCCUUCAUGGGAAACAUGGACCAGACCGGAGUCAAGGUGAACUGGUUCUCUGAGGCGUCGCGGCUGAGCUUCAUCGGCCGCCUCGAGUGCCUCGUGCAGCAGUACAGCGAGGCGUCGAACCGCUACCGCGAGCCGACCUCGCUGACGCUGUCCGAGGACUUCGCCGACAACAGCGGCCUGGAGCACACGUUCGCCGCCUACCGGCGCGCCGUGGGCCGCGGGGCCGACGCCUCCGGGGUGGGCGGCUUCGGCAACGACCAGCUCUUCUUCCUCGCCUCGUGCCACAAGUGGUGCUCGGCGAGGGCCGAGCUCAACUCGCCCUACUACUCGCCCAAGAACCUGCGCUGCAACGUGCCGCUCAUGAACAACGCCGAGUUCGCCGCCGCCUACGGCUGCCGGCCCGGGGCGCCCAUGAACCCCGUCAAGAAGUGCACCUUCAAGUGAAGAGAGGCGACGGUGCGGGGGAGGGGGGGCGUAUUAUUUAUAGAAAGAUAAAAGCGAU
This is a messenger RNA of Dermacentor andersoni, 1423 nucleotides long. Its product is annotated as neprilysin-1-like. Gene Ontology annotation, molecular function: metalloendopeptidase activity. NCBI's taxonomy places the organism in Eukaryota, Metazoa, Arthropoda, Arachnida, Ixodida, Ixodidae. Gene Ontology annotation, biological process: protein processing. The record is from RefSeq and is a predicted model, not a curated record. Gene Ontology annotation, cellular component: plasma membrane.